Messenger RNA from Kalmanozyma brasiliensis GHG001, 1728 nucleotides. Its product is annotated as Zn(2)-C6 fungal-type DNA-binding domain protein. Gene Ontology annotation, biological process: regulation of DNA-templated transcription. The transcript has 2 exons. Gene Ontology annotation, cellular component: nucleus. Bases 1 to 1728 code for a protein of 575 amino acids. NCBI's taxonomy places the organism in Eukaryota, Fungi, Basidiomycota, Ustilaginomycetes, Ustilaginales. The record is from RefSeq and is a predicted model, not a curated record. Gene Ontology annotation, molecular function: DNA-binding transcription factor activity, RNA polymerase II-specific; zinc ion binding.
AUGGUCUCGCCAUACGACCCCACCAACCCUUCGCGGCCCGUGCUCGCACGCAAGCGCACCUCCGAUAAGACAGCAUCCGAGGAGCCCGCCAUCGACGCCGACUCGCCCACCGACAGCCUCGAUGGCAAGGGCAAGACGCGCGCGCGCAUCAACAUGGCCUGCAUCCACUGUCGUCACAGGAAAAUCAAGUGCGAUGGAGCGCAACCCUCGUGCGCAACAUGCACGCGCCUUCGUCGCGAGUGCGAGUACGAACCCGUGACCGAGUACGAGAACCUCAUGUCUCGGGAGCGCAAGCGUCGCAACAAGGAGAAGAAGGCGGUUCGCAUGGCCUCGCUGGGCAUCUUUGCGGGUCAAUCUCCUCUCUCUAUGCUGCAUCCCUCUACCUCAUUGGGGCUACCAUCGGCGCCGUUGGCGCACUACGCCGACCCAUCGCAACCGCAGCCGCUGUUCGUCUCGAUACCCGAUGCGUCGGUUGAGUCGCAGUUCGGACCGAGGCGGCGGAGGGGGAUCAGCGAGACCGAGGCCGUGGGCAUGUCGAGUCGGUUGGGGCCCUUGUCGCCGAUGGUGCCGGACGCAUUCCAGCAAGCGAGCGUCUCGCAACCCCCGACACCAGCACAGACGUAUCGGUUCUACCAGAGCCUCGCAUCUUCGCCGGUGAUGCCGCUGCACACGGGUCCGACUGGCUUCUUCCCUGCGCCGUUGAGUGCGCCGUUGAUGCCACACGCCAACUCGGGUCCUUUCUUUGCGUUCUCACCGCAACAGACGAUGAUGCAGCCGCAGCUGGUGGAUCUCGCUGGGCUGAGCGCGUCCGCUUCGGUCCCCAUGCUCCCUACCGGCGGCAGGGCGAGUGCUACGGACGCAGACCUCAACUUGGGCCUUGUGGAUAUGGCAGACGUGCCUACUGUGGUCCCUACUUCGGCGCACGUGAGGCCGAUCGACCUGCCCGCACCGCACGGCCACUUUGAUUUCGCCAGCAUCCCCUUCCCUACCGCGUCGACGUUUGCGCUUGAGCUGCCGAUGGCAAGCCUGCGCAGGCGAAGUUCGAUCCACCUGCCGGUGGGCACCGCUGACGCCUUCCGCCGGCCGAGUGUGGCCGAGCUGGCUGCGGCGGGGUUGAUGCAGCGCGUCGUGGAGCGACGCGCAGCGGGUGGUAUCAAGGAGGCCACCGACGAGCUGACCGAGGACUCGACGGGCAUUCUGGCCUGGAACGCACAUGUUCAGUCCCAGUUGCCGGCAGGCAUGGCGAGCUGGUCUGGCUUCCAGGCUCCUGCUGCGGUAGGCGGAGAGACGCCCAGCUACCCCGGUAGCGCCGACUAUGCGUUUACCGUCCCCACCGACAGCCGCAGCAACUCGGAUGGAAUGUUGACCCUCGGCCCCCUCUCGCCGCCCCCAGCGCUCAAGCUCGAGGCCGACGAAGUGACCACCACCUCCAGCGUUUCCAGCACCGUCGACACCGGCAACGUCAAUCUGUCCUACUUCACCGUCACCGAGGACACCAAGCCUACACGGGAGGUCUCGCCGUUCGCCCUCUCCCCCAGCUCCGGCAACAGCAGCAACGGAAACCAGAGCUCGCUGCUCUCCCAGGACGCUUGGGGCCCUGAACCCCCAUUGCUUAGUCCCGUCAGCGAACUCAACAGCAAUUUUCACAGCUUCGCCGUCUUUCACCCUCAGGAUAAGUCGGACGACUUCACAGGGUCGCUCGCUUCCGCGUUCAACUCCACCUUCUAG